Penicillium salamii is the source of this 705-nucleotide messenger RNA. The record is from the annotation of a GenBank genome assembly. NCBI's taxonomy places the organism in Eukaryota, Fungi, Ascomycota, Eurotiomycetes, Eurotiales, Aspergillaceae.
AUGGAAAACUACGAAAUCUUCCGAGAAUGUCUGUCCAACGCCCUAGUGACACGAUCAGAAAAGCCCAAAAAGAAAGGCAAACGAAAAGAAGUAGUCGAACGAACAGACCCUGAAGAGCUGGCCGAGUUCGUGGAUUUCCUCGCCUCAGAAACAUUCACCACCUUCCCACCUCCCCUCCAAACACUCACCUACGCCACUCUCCAACACAACCCAUCACUGUCCAUCUACGUCCCAGACGACACCGGUCUCCCCCGCCACACCCUGGAAAGCAUCUGCUCCCCGAUCCCCGUCAGCGUCUCGGACACACUAGCAGUGUACGGGAUUAUUCCCGAGCCAGCGGAUGUGGUGGAUUUUCUCUCCCCGGUGCUGACGGAGUAUACGACGAGUGUGACGACAGGACCGCCUGUGUGGGCGAGUACGCGGGCGGAGGCGUGUGAGAUCUGCGAGCGGGACUGGAUCCCGUUGUCGUAUCACCAUUUGAUUCCGCGGGGGGUACAUGCGAAGGUACUCAAGAGGGGGUGGCAUGAUGAAUGGACGUUGAAUAGUGUUGCGUGGUUGUGUCGGGCGUGUCAUAGUUUUGUGCAUCGGAUGGCGAGUAAUGAGGAGUUGGCGCGGGAGUGGUUUACCAUUGAAAGGAUCUGUGAGAGGGAGGAUGUGAUGGAUUGGGCGAAGUGGGUUGGCAGGGUGCGGUGGAAGGCGAAGUAG